Paramuricea clavata is the source of this 436-nucleotide messenger RNA. NCBI's taxonomy places the organism in Eukaryota, Metazoa, Cnidaria, Anthozoa, Malacalcyonacea, Plexauridae. The record is from the annotation of a GenBank genome assembly.
AUGGUCAUGAUCAAGAAAUACAACGAGCUUGGUAUGCCAGAUGAAAACAAACAAGAAUUAUCUGACACCAUGUACGGGAUGUGUGAUUCCUUGAGUCUUACAGAUUACACUAAGUCCUUGACUUACGACGAGAUAGUGCAGUCUUGGAUUGAUAACGUGGAGAAGGGAGGUGGCUUUGCGACGUACCGUUGUUUACGAUAAGAUAUUUCGAAUUGUUGACACAGACAGAAAUGGAAGUUUAUCUUUGAAAGAGUGGGAAAUUCAUUGCACGGCUAUUAAUAUCCCUGUGGAGCAUGCUAAACCAUCGUUUAAAGCGAUGGACACUGAUCGAGAUGGAGUGAUCUCUCAUGAUGAAUUUCUAGCUUAUCACUAUGAAUAUUUUCAUACAAGUGAAGAUAAACUACAUAGUUCUCUUUUGUAUGGACCAUUACAGUAG